UUUUGAUAGUUUGGGAGUAGUUCUCGAGCCGAGUCAUUUACAUUACUAAGAGCUAGGUUGCGCGAUUUUAGAACGAGAAUAUCGAAGUGAUGGUUAAUUUCAUUUCCCAUAAGAAAAUGCGUGGGAAUUAGAUGCACAGAGGGGCAGAGACGUCAGUCUCUCGUCCAUUUGGUUUCUAGGCCAAGAGAGUGGUUCUUCGCUGCAUUGGAGUUGACGUGCUAGUAGACACAAAAUACUAUGGUAAAGUGAACCUGUGAACCACGACAAUCUACUUCAGACCCAUUGAUUAAGAGCAUGACGACCAACCAAUAACGUUUGGUAAGUUUGUGAAUCUUCUUUCUUCAAGGGAUGUAAACUUACAUCGACAUCAAAGAAGCCCUUGAUUGACCUUGGAAUUUCACUUCCAGAUAAGAUCCAUGGAGCCAUGUCUGUUUGGAAUCAAAUCGUAUUUGGCUGGGGGUGUUUGGUUUGGGUCAAAAUGGCCCAAUGCGGGUACCAAGUUGGCGUUGGAAUUGGCGACACUACGGGGCCGGUUGUCGGCAUUGGCAUGAUGGGAUACGCCAAGGCUGGCCAGACCACACAAGGAAUUCACACGAGGCUUUUCGCUCGAGCAUUCUUUUUCCAAGAGGAGGCCGGUUCAAUGGCGGUGUUUGUCUCCGUGGAUUCAGGCAUGAUUGGCCAGUUGAUGAAAUAUGAGGUAAUAGCUAAAGUACGCAAGAUCACAGGUCUCGAACUACGCCAUGACAAUCUACUGCUUUCGGCCACUCAUACCCAUUCUGGACCCAGUGGAUACUUUCAGUAUGUGCUCUUCACUGUUGGGGGAGGAUCCGGGUUUGUAGAGCAAAGCUUUCAAGCCAUAGUAAACGGCAUUACUACGGCAAUCGUUAGAGCCUAUGAGACAAAGCAACCAGCCAAGUUGUUCUUGGCCCAAUCUGAGCUCACUGACUCCAGUAUAAAUCGGAGUCCCAGCUCUUAUCUAAGAAACCCAGAGGAAGAACGCCAAAGGUAUUCUGGAAACACAGACUAUUCCUUCACUCAAUUGAAUAUAAUGCGCGAAUCCGCAAAUGAACUGAUUGGAGUAAUCAAUUGGUUCGCUGUGCACGCCACGUCCAUGAAUAACUCCAAUCAUUUGAUCUCUGGAGACAACAAAGGAUUGGCUAGUCUCAUUUUGGAGCGGAAUCAGAACCCUCCAGGGACCACUUCUGGCAAAGGUCCAUUUGUGGCAGCCUUUGCUUCCAGUAAUUUGGGAGAUGUGUCUCCCAACCUACAAGGGCCUCGUUGCGGAGGAACAGGGUUGCCAUGUGAUCAACCCAAAGCCAAGUGUUGCCGACCAGACGAGGACUGCAUCGCCUUUGGUCCAGGUUCUGACAUGUUUGAUUCCACGUAUAUCAUCGCCCAAUGUCAGGUCACCAAAGCUAAAGAACUUUUGGCUAGUGUCGAUAUGGAAAUCAAAGGUGGCAUAGCCAGUGCCCAUCAAUGGAUUGAUAUGACAAAUCAAAGGGUAACUUUACCGGACGGGUCCACGCACACCACUUGUAAACCAGCUUUGGGCUAUGGUUUUGCAUCGGGGACCACGGAUGGCCCCGGAGAACCUGCUUUCAUAAGGUGUAGGGGUCCUAAUAAUAACAUGUGGAACCAGAUCACGAAAUUGAUCACCAAUCCAUCACCAAGGCAGAAAAGGUGCCAUUAUCCCAAGAAAAUAUUGCUCAAUACCGGUGAAAUGAAGAUCCCUAGCAAAUGGCAUCCCGAAAAAGUGGACACUCAGAUUCUGAAGAUUGGCCAAUUGGUGAUUGCUGCUGUUCCAGGUGAAUUCACAACGAUGGCUGGACGGCGCUUGCGCGAGUCGAUCAUUGCCUCUGCAUAUCCUGACAACGUGGAAGUGGUAAUUGCGGGAUUGUCCAAUGUGUACACCCAUUAUGUCACCACGUACGAAGAAUACCAAAACCAGAGAUAUGAAGGGGCCUCAACCAUAUAUGGGCCUCAUACCCUUCGUGCAUAUCAACAACAAUACUCCUACCUCAUGGAAAAAAUGUCCAAGAGAGAACAUGUGCCGUAUUUGAAGAGACCGCCCAAUUACAAAGCCAAACAGAUCCGCCUUGACAGGGGCAUGUAUUGGGACAUGAUUCCUCCAACCAAAGAGGCUGGAGAGUGUGUUCAAAAGCCUCCCAAAUUUGCUUAUCCUGGCGACACUGUCAUCGUCAAGUUUGUGGCUGGGCAUCCAAGGAACGAUCUGAUGCUAGAACAAACGUUCCUCAAAGUGGAGCAUCAGCAAUCACCCAACAACUGGGUGGUCAUGGCCACCGACACCGAUAUUGAGACCAAGUUUAUUUGGAAACGUAAAUGCUUGGUUUGCGAAGGGAUCGCCGAAAUCCAUUGGAAAAUACCGUACAAAAUCCCCAAAGGUACAUUCCGCAUCACGCAUCAAGGACACACGAAAGGAGCCUCGUUGAAACCCAUCUUGCUCUCAUAUCGUGGAGUUUGUCCCAAUUUUCAGGUUGUUCACGGCCGAAGAAUGUCCAAUGCCGAAGAACCCUCCCGAGUCCAAAACCUCCGUCCAACCUCGGAAAUCUCUUGGAGUUCCAUGUCAUGGCGUGGAUUCAUCACAAAGAUUGGAAAAUUCCUCAAUGUUCAAAUGAAAUCUCUUUUGUAGUGAUGUGUCACCUCAUCUUUUAUUCAUUUUAUUACAAGAACGUAUCAGUUAAGGCAUCAUAUCUAAGAA
This is a messenger RNA of Tigriopus californicus, 2719 nucleotides long. RefSeq names its product putative neutral ceramidase C. NCBI's taxonomy places the organism in Eukaryota, Metazoa, Arthropoda, Copepoda, Harpacticoida, Harpacticidae. Gene Ontology annotation, cellular component: extracellular region. The coding region runs from base 425 to 2650 and encodes 741 amino acids. The transcript is spliced from 14 exons. Gene Ontology annotation, biological process: long-chain fatty acid biosynthetic process; ceramide catabolic process; sphingosine biosynthetic process. The record is from RefSeq and is a predicted model, not a curated record. Gene Ontology annotation, molecular function: N-acylsphingosine amidohydrolase activity.